GUUAUUUAUUUAUAUAUAUUAUUUAUAAAACUAAAGAAAAUAAAAAAAACAAUGAAAUUUAUUUCAGUUUGCUUAAUAUUAAUACUUUCAUUAUGUUUAGGGGGAAUUCAAGGUUUUGAAGGUGGUAUUUUUACAUGUGAAAAUGGUGUACCAAAAGGUGCUUCAUCAAUUACUUUCCAAUCAUCAAGAGUCACUGGUAUUAUAGCUGGUUUUUCAUGCUUUGAAUCAAAGAAAAAUCAAACAGUCUUCACCUAUCCACCAUAUUCAUUCACAACCAUUCCAAGAACUGUUAUGGAUGGUACCAAAUUUGAAGGAAGUGCAGUUGUUUUGGAUUUCAAGAAUAUUUUAAAUACAUACUUUUUCGACUAUGCUACUAUCACCUAUGUCCCAUACACUGGAGAAACCGUUGUAGUACUCAACAACCCAAGAGUUGUACUUAACACCCUUGAUCCAAAUAAGCAAUAAAUGGAACAUCAAUAUCUUAAUCAACAUCAACUUGAAAAUCAAAAUCAAAAUCAAAAACAAUUACAGAAAUUUAAAAUUAAUAUUUUUAAAAACAAAUUUAAAAUUAUAAUAAAUUAAUUAUUUUCCCUCCCC
Messenger RNA from Dictyostelium purpureum, 597 nucleotides. RefSeq lists its product as uncharacterized. The record is from RefSeq and is a predicted model, not a curated record. Lineage: Eukaryota; Evosea; Eumycetozoa; Dictyosteliales; Dictyosteliaceae. The transcript has a single exon. The coding region runs from base 52 to 465 and encodes 137 amino acids.